AGUGCGUCAGCGACCGGGGCGGCGGGUUAGUCUGCAGGUUCGGGUCGUUUUGGCGCGUUUGGGUCCGGUGUGGUGCCAGGGGCUUGUACGGCUCUCACGCUCGCUGGGAACGGAGCACUGCUGUCUCUGAGAAAUGAAUCUCAGUAUGAAGCAGAAACAGGAAGGAGCCCAAGAGAACGUGAAGAGUAGCCCUGUCCCAAGGAGAACGCUGAAGAUGAUCCAGCCUUCUGCAGCUGGGUCUCUUGUUGGCAGAGAAAAUGAGUUGCCAAAAGGCUUGUCCAAAAGGAAACUUUGGGAUGACCAGUUAACAUCUAAGAUUUCAAGCUGUGGUCCUGAAGCCAAUGAAAAUAACAGUGUUGGAGACCUCACCCAGGAAGCCUGUGAUCUUAUGACUAAAGAAAACCCAUCUUCUCAGUAUUGGAAAGAAGUGGCAGAACAACGGAGGAAAGCUCUCUAUGAAGCACUUACGGAGAACGAGAAACUUCAUAAAGAAAUUGAACAGAAGGACAGUGAAAUUGCCCGCCUGAGAAAGGAGAAUAAAGACCUGGCAGAAGUAGCUGAGCACGUACAGUACAUGGCAGAGGUAAUCGAGAGGCUGAGUAAUGAACCUCUGGAUAACUUUGAAUCACCGGAUAGUCAAGAAUUUGAUUCUGAAAAAGAAACUGUUGAGUAUUCUGAACCGGAAGACUCAGACACUGGGACAUGUGCUGAAGAGACUGUGUCUUCCUCUUCCGAUGGCACGGCGUGUACAUGAGAUGUGACUGCCCUUUGGUAUAGCUCUUGGUAAAUUAACUACAUGGUACAAGUGCUGGAAUCCAGGAAUCCUGGGGUUACUAAUACAUUAAAAACAGAUAGUAUGUAUUUUUAACCUGUUUUAUGUAAAUAACAUUUUCAUUUUUGUCAGUGUCAGAUGUGAAUUGUGUAUAUUAAAUAAACUUCAAUUUCCUAUUGAACAUUUA
Messenger RNA from Rattus rattus (black rat), 959 nucleotides. It is a transcript of the gene Gmnn, whose product is annotated as geminin DNA replication inhibitor. The record is from RefSeq and is a predicted model, not a curated record. NCBI's taxonomy places the organism in Eukaryota, Metazoa, Chordata, Mammalia, Rodentia, Muridae. Gene Ontology annotation, cellular component: nucleus. Gene Ontology annotation, biological process: negative regulation of DNA replication; negative regulation of cell cycle. The transcript is spliced from 7 exons. The coding region runs from base 134 to 754 and encodes 206 amino acids.